Yarrowia lipolytica CLIB122 is the source of this 3660-nucleotide messenger RNA. RefSeq lists its product as uncharacterized. The record is from RefSeq and is a predicted model, not a curated record. Gene Ontology annotation, biological process: error-prone translesion synthesis; error-free translesion synthesis. NCBI's taxonomy places the organism in Eukaryota, Fungi, Ascomycota, Dipodascomycetes, Dipodascales. Gene Ontology annotation, molecular function: DNA-directed DNA polymerase activity; damaged DNA binding; deoxycytidyl transferase activity. Gene Ontology annotation, cellular component: nucleus.
AUGGUCAACCAGAGGGCCAAAGAUACAUACCUCAGCCCGCAGGCUAGGGUGGCGGGAGAAAAGGAGGAGGCUGAGGAGUAUGGACCCACGGGGUUUGGAGAUAUCGGCAAGUACAUUGUCAACAAGGAGCGCAAGCUGCUGAAUGCCGAUAUCACACUGCGAAACAAUGCCAUAGCAGCUGCCAAGGAACAGGGCAAGGAGGUGCCGCAACUGUUCAAGGAUUGUGUUGUAUAUGUCAACGGAUACACACGUCCGUCGGCCAACGAGCUACGUCGCAUGAUUGUUAUUCAUGGAGGUGUCUAUUUGACCAAUUUGCACCUGUCUGGAAAGACUGGAGUGACUCAUAUAGUGGCCAGCAAUCUCACCAAAAAGAAGAAGCUCGAGUUUCAGAGCUACAAGGUGGUCACUCCCGACUGGGUGGUCGAUAGUGUCAAAGAGAGCAAGGUGCAGGACUGGGCCAAGUACAGGUUGAUUGUGGACACGGGCAACAAAAAUGUCCUGGGGUUGUUCAAGGCCAAGAUGGCUACAGAGUCGUUUCAGGAGCUGUUAGAUGAGGAGUUGGGUGAUGGUGGAGAUUUGACACAGUCUCUGCCGACGAUAGAAGAACCCACCAAGUGUUCCAUUAUCCCAUCAUCUCUAGCUUCUCCCGCUCACAGCAUGAAACCACCGGUGAGCAAGGAACCUGUGGCAUUAUUUCCUCGUCCUUCACUGGCGAGAAAAGCCGAGCGUGCUCCCUCAGUAGAGUCGCCAGCACCGAAACGAGCCAAACCUAUCCCUUCGUUCUCAUCGUUCGAGUUGUCUUUCGAUGAGGAGGAGCUGUUCAACUCCCUGCCACGUCCAGGAGCAAAGGGCGAGUCAGAGAGCCGGACUAUGGGCACCCAAGAGACUCAGACCCAGGAGGGGACAGAUAAAACCGAGGAGACCCAGGAAGAGACCCGGGGGCAAACUGAGGACGAAGCUCGAUACGAAACAGUCACGACUGCAGAUAAUGACGUACCAAUCUCGUCCCUGCCCUUCAGCAGCAGCAUGUUACGAGCUGUGGACCAGAGCAUCGACGCUGUGAAGGCGGAGGAUGCAAACUACGACGACUUGGAGUUCAGUCAGAGUGAGUUACUGGGGGUGUUGAGUCAAGUAGGUGACGGUUCUGUACUUGAACAGGCGUUGGAGACUGAAGGUGAGAUACAGGUUGACAAAGGAGAGCCCCCAGAUCAGUUAGAAGACUCAGACUUUGACUUCUUGGACCACAUUAGUGCCGAGGAGUCUGCUGACGAAUCUGAGAAGGAAGACCCUGCUGUGGAAAGAUUGGCAAAGGAAGAGUCGUCGGGAAGAUCAGUUACUCCACCAAUUCGCCCGGAAGAUCAGCUGUCGACGACACCAAUCAAACGGACUAGCAAACUUCCGUAUGCAAUCGACGAUCCCAGAUUCAUCUCCCACUUUUACGAAAAGUCUCGUCUGCACCAUCUCUCUACCUGGAAGGCCCGUCUACAGGCUAAAUUCGAGUUGUCUUCCAAAAACAAACAAGUACCACCUCCUAUAUCUGGAGGCGAUCGGAUCAUCAUGCACCUUGACUUCGACUCCUUCUUCGUGGCGGUAUCUACGCUUGACAGGCCAGAUCUGACCAGAAAACCGGUUGCGGUAGGCAGUGGAGGAUCCAGAAACGCUGACAUAGCCAGUUGCAACUACGAGGCUCGAAAAUACGGCGUCAAGAACGGCAUGUGGAUGUCACGUGCCCUGAAACUGUGCCCAGAUCUGCAGACUGUGGACUACAACUUCCCCAAGUACGAGGAGGUGUCUGAGGCGUUUUAUACAAUCCUAAGAGAGUCUCAGCUGGACUACAUUCGGCCAGUUUCUGUUGAUGAGGCCCUUGUAGAUGCCACAACUCUCAUCGAGGCCAAUGCGACCGAGUGUUCACUCUCUGAAGCUGCCGAAACAGUUGCGAAAGCUAUCGCGACCAAAGUGAGGGCCACGACAGGAUGCAACAUCUCUGUUGGCUGUUCCAGAAACAUACUACUAGCUAAACUCGCUCUUCGAGAAGCCAAACCGAACGGAGUCCAUGUCAUGUUUGACCAGAAAGCUAUUUCCCAACUCCUGGAUAAGACCAAGAUUUCAGAAAUCCCUGGUAUAGGCAGGUCAAUAGCUGGUCAGAUUCGCGAAAAACUGCAUGUGUCAACUGCAGGUAAACUAGCUCGUCUGAAGGACGUGAUUCCAAACAUGUCUGCUCUAUUGGGCCCCAAACGAGGGCCUCAGAUUGUCGACUUUUGUCUUGGCAAAGAUGACUCUCAGAUAGCUGUCCAGGAUGAACGCAAAUCCAUCAGUGUGGAGAUUUCUUAUGGAGUUCGGUUCGAGAACAAGAAGCAGUUCGACGGGUUUGUGUUUAACAUGUCUGCCGAGCUGGCUUCUCGAAUGGAGGAGAUUUCUGUCGAGGGCAGCCAGUUGACGUGCAAGCUCUAUGUGCGUAAAAACGAGCAUGAGACCCCCAAGUACAUGGGCCAUGGACAGUGCGACAUUUACAACAAGAGUGUGAGUCUGGGGUGCUCGGUGAGCAGUACAAGUGAGAUUAAUUUGGCUGCCAGGGGCCAGUUUGCUGCUAUGGGAUACGAUCCUGUAUUGGUUAGAGGAGUGGGUAUUCAGAUAACCAAACUGACCCGUGAUAAGGGUAAGGGAAAACAGUCCAUGCUGGACUUCAAUCGGGGAAGAACCACUAGACCCGAUCUACGUGCCCCUAUCAUGCCCCCAGCGGGCACUCAGUUUGAUAUUCCCGCUGAUAUCGACCCCGAGGUGCUUCCUUUUCUUCCUGCUUCCCUUCGAAAACAGAUUGAGACUAGAAUGGGCAUUACCGGUGGUUCUAGAGGUGCAUUGGAUCCGCCUAAAACGCCAACCAAAAAGAACCAGCAAGAAAUGGGCUCGUUUUUCAGCCCCAGCCCCAGCAAGAGCGUCUACGCAACCCCGGGACUGAGUCAGAGCUCUCCCAUUCGAGCACCAAGUAUCUCACCUUCUCCACGACGAGCCAAGUCGGUCAGUCCUCGGAAGCGUCCUGGAAAGCCUGCUGCCAAGACCCAGAUCAAGCGUCAGAAGGCCAACGUCAGGAUAUCUCAUUUGCUUCCAGACGUGCAGGUCUGUUCGGAGGAGAUGGCGGCUCUCCAGAACGAGCUGGCCAUAUUGAAGGCUGCUCUUGGAGAAGGCACUCCCGUGGAGCUGGUGACACGAAUGAUGCCUCUGGUGAACUCGCAGACGGACAUGAACAUUUUUAUGGAACUGUCGUCGUCCAUUCAACAAGAGGUGAUCAUGGAUUACCGUAACGAGAUCCAGCGCAAGAUUGCUAGCAUCUCAAGACAGUUGGAGGAUCUCAAGGAGAAGGAACGGAUCGAACGAAGCCGAGAAGGCUCGAACCUGAGAACUAUCUCCCUGGGAACGGUUACUCGAAACAGACCAGAUACUCAGGAGCUGUUGAGUAGACUCAGUCAGUGGGUUAAAUCUAGCUACGACGGUCCCCAUGAAGAUGACGUUACUCAUAUGAUCAGACGGCUACGGCAUUACCGCAACGAGGGGUACCACGAGGUAGUCAACGCCUCUGUUCGUUGGCUUUCCAAAUUGAGUGCCAAAAGUCCAGAUUGGUCGGGGGUUGUGAGAGAUAUAAUAGUUGGUUUGCAGGAGGGAUAA